AUGGCGACCUCAACCCUUCUCUGCCGUUCUGGGUCUCGUCUGUUUCUACAAGCCGCACCCAGCUCCAAAACUAGUCGGAACGCGCUGCAAAGACUACAAAAUGUGGCAGCGUCUCAACGUCUGCCCUGCUUGUCGGUCCUCAGUCGCUACUAUGCAUCCAAACCAUUCCCUCCCCAUACUGUGAUUACGAUGCCCGCCCUUUCACCUACGAUGACCGCUGGCAACGUUGGAACAUGGCAGAAGAAGGUCGGAGACAAGGUGGAGCCGGGUGAUGUGUUGGUCGAGAUCGAAACGGACAAAGCUCAGAUGGACUUUGAGUACCAGGAAGAAGGUGUGCUGGCCAAGAUUCUGAAGGAAGCGGGAGAAAAGGAUAUCCCAGUUGGAAAUCCAAUUGGUGUGAUGGUCGAAGAGGGCACAGACAUCGCAGCUUUCGAAGAGUUCACCCUCGAGGACGCUGGUGGUGACAAAGGACCUCCCAAAGAGCAGCCCAAAGAGGAGGCAUCCGAGGCCUCCGAAGCGCCAGAUUCCGGUUCUGCAACAGCGCCUCCAAGCGAAGCAAAGGAACCGGCAUCAGACGCCGUGGAAUCCGACUCUAGUGGCGGACGCCUGCAACCUGUGCUCGACAGAGAACCUAACAUCAGUUUCGCGGCGAAGAAGCUUGCUCUCGAAAAGGGUGUCCCGAUCAAGGAUAUUAAAGGCACUGGUCCAGGCGGACGUAUCACGGUCUCCGAUGUCGAGAAAUUCAAUCCCGCAUCUAGCGCUGCAGCCACGACCGGCCCGGCCUAUGAAGACAUCCCAGCAAGCUCGAUGAGAAAGGUGAUCGCGACACGACUGCAAGAAUCGAUGAAUCAGAACCCGCACUACUAUGUCUCAGCCACCCUCUCGGUGACGAAAUUGCUCAAGCUCAGAGAAGCGCUCAAUGCGGCUGCUGACGGCAAGUACAAACUCUCGGUCAAUGACUUCUUGAUUAAAGCAUGUGCGAUUGCUUGCAAGAAGGUUCCCACUGUGAAUUCAAGCUGGAGAGAAAACGGUGGUCAGGUAUUCAUCCGUCAACACAACACUGUCGACGUCAGUGUCGCCGUCGCUACUCCGGUCGGUCUAAUGACCCCCAUCGUCAAGAAUGCUGACAGCAUUGGGCUCUCAUCGAUUUCAUCCGCAGUCAAGGACCUUGGCAAGCGGGCGCGAGAUGGCAAGCUCAAGCCUGAAGAGUACCAGGGUGGCACAUUUACCAUCAGCAACAUGGGCAUGAACGCGGCCGUUGAGAGGUUCACCGCAGUCAUCAAUCCUCCUCAAGCAGCUAUUCUGGCCGUGGGUACGACCCGCAAGGUCGCCGUGCCAGUCGAGACGGAAGAGGGCAUCGUCACUGAAUGGGACGACCAGAUUGUCGUCACCGGCAGCUUCGACCACAAAGUGGUGGAUGGAGCAGUCGGCGCCGAAUGGAUCCGGGAGCUGAAGAAAGUGAUCGAGAAUCCUCUGGAGAUGAUGUUGUAG
Capronia coronata CBS 617.96 is the source of this 1491-nucleotide messenger RNA. Its product is annotated as pyruvate dehydrogenase E2 component (dihydrolipoamide acetyltransferase). NCBI's taxonomy places the organism in Eukaryota, Fungi, Ascomycota, Eurotiomycetes, Chaetothyriales, Herpotrichiellaceae. Gene Ontology annotation, biological process: pyruvate decarboxylation to acetyl-CoA. The coding region runs from base 1 to 1491 and encodes 496 amino acids. The transcript has 4 exons. Gene Ontology annotation, molecular function: dihydrolipoyllysine-residue acetyltransferase activity. Gene Ontology annotation, cellular component: pyruvate dehydrogenase complex. The record is from RefSeq and is a predicted model, not a curated record.